AUGGAUUACGCCAAAUCCCUGAGCCAGCGCCUGGCUGCUCCUGUCUCCAAAUGUGUCUCAGCCAGUGCCUCCAUGACCCAGCAGCUCCUGGCCGGCCCAGCCCCACCACCACGGCCCUACCGAGUGUGCAACUGGGACCGCAGCCUGCGCAAGGGUGUCAUGGCAGGGAGCCUCGCCGAGCUGCUGCGCCAGGCUCAGAGCACCCUGGCCAUGCCCCAUCCCAUCUCACUGGUGUUGGAUGAGGAUGGCACUGCAGUGGAGACUGAGUCGUUCUUCCGGACACUGGAGGAGGGCACAGCACUGAUGGCCCUGAGCAAGGGGCAGACUUGGGCUGCCUCCAAGACCCCUGGCUACCAGCUGAGCCUGUCCCGCAAGCCCCCUCGGAGGAUUGAUGUUGCUUGUGUCACCUUCGAUCUGUACAAGACUCACCCAAAGGAUUUGGGCUGCCUCAACGUCAAAGCCACUCUCUAUGGCACCUACAGCAUGUCCUAUGACCUGCGCUGCUACGGGGCCAGGCGCCUGAUGAAGGAAGCUCUGCGCUGGACACUGUUCACUAUGCAGGCCACCGGUCAUGUCCUGCUCGGCACCUCCUGCUACAUGCAGCAGCUCCUGGAUGCCACUGAGGAGCAGCAGAAGGAAGAGGAGAGCAACCCAGUGCUGCCGAACCUCCUGCCACUCAGCCUCCCAGCCCUGCCCUGCAGGAAGAUGCUGCAGUGA
Acanthisitta chloris (rifleman) is the source of this 717-nucleotide messenger RNA. RefSeq names its product cell death-inducing DFFA-like effector c (gene CIDEC). Bases 1 to 717 code for a protein of 238 amino acids. Lineage: Eukaryota; Metazoa; Chordata; Aves; Passeriformes; Acanthisittidae. Gene Ontology annotation, biological process: apoptotic process; regulation of apoptotic process. The record is from RefSeq and is a predicted model, not a curated record. The transcript is spliced from 5 exons.